AUGAGUGAUCGAGAAGUAUCUUCUCGUGAGACCAACGCCCCUCAAUUAGCAGCAUAUGUCAAACCUCACCAUGAUGUAUAUCCUUUCAUAGAUCCUACCAAUGCUCAUUUGGCUGGUAAAUCUGUGUUCAUCACGGGUGCCUCCAAAGGUAUUGGUAAGGCUGCUGCCUUGGCCUUUGCGACGGCUGGCUGUUCCAAAAUUGCAAUUGCUGCACGUUCUAGCCUAGGCGGUGUCGAAAUGGCCAUCAGAGAAGCUGCUGCCAGGGAAAUUCAUCCUGAGCCUCUUGUUCUAAGCCUAACUGUGGAUGUAAUGUCCGAAGAGUCAGUACGAAUGGCUGCUGAGGCUACUGAUCAGGCGUUUGCCGGAAGCCUCGACGUCUUGAUUUGCAAUGCUGGCUACCUGGAAGAUUGGCGAAAAUUAGCUGAGUCUCAAGCUGAUGAUUGGUGGAAGUCGUGGGAAGUCAAUAUGAAGGGCACAUACCUCUGUCACCGGUACUUUAUACCGCUGUUGCUCAAGUCGCAAACAAAGACAAUCAUCAACUGCAGCAGUAUAGGCGGCCAUCACAUUUUACCAGGUGCCUCCGGUUACCAAACCGCGAAAUUUGCAAUGGCUCGUUUUACCGAGUUUGCAGAUAAAGAAUAUUAUCAGCAAGGUUUGAUUGCAAUCAAUUUGCAUCCUGGCAGCGUUGCUACAGAAUUGGGUCAGAGUAUGCCAAAAUAUCUGCAUCAAGUUUUGAUUGAUCCACCGGAGUUGGCAGCUCAUACGUUUGUAUGGCUGGCUAAGGAAAGGAGAGAAUGGUUGUCUGGUCGAUUCAUUAGUGUGUGCUGGGACAUGCAAGAACUCGAACAGAAAAAGGACGAAAUAUUGCAGAAGAAUGCGCUGAAAGUUCGAAUAGUCCUUUGA
Trichoderma aggressivum f. europaeum is the source of this 903-nucleotide messenger RNA. RefSeq lists its product as uncharacterized. The coding region runs from base 1 to 903 and encodes 300 amino acids. The transcript has a single exon. Lineage: Eukaryota; Fungi; Ascomycota; Sordariomycetes; Hypocreales; Hypocreaceae. The record is from RefSeq and is a predicted model, not a curated record. Gene Ontology annotation, molecular function: oxidoreductase activity, acting on the CH-OH group of donors, NAD or NADP as acceptor.